This is a messenger RNA of Penicillium daleae, 3708 nucleotides long. Its product is annotated as ankyrin repeat domain-containing protein. Gene Ontology annotation, molecular function: protein binding. The record is from RefSeq and is a predicted model, not a curated record. Lineage: Eukaryota; Fungi; Ascomycota; Eurotiomycetes; Eurotiales; Aspergillaceae. The transcript is spliced from 7 exons. Bases 1 to 3708 code for a protein of 1235 amino acids.
AUGCUGAUCCGCGAUAAUGGUCUAUCAAAAGUAUUUCCUCGCGGAGCGGUGGAAGGAAAUAGUGGCACGAAUCCCCUUGUCAACAUUGUGUUUGUUCAUGGGCUUCGGGGCCACCCAAGACGAACCUGGGAAUACAAACAGACGACUGUGAACGAAGUGGGUAACAAGAAAACAGAUGCCUCCAAAGUUCCAUGGUUGCAUCGAGCUCUGAUAUCUCCCCCUCAGCCACAACCAAUAGAUGCUGAAUUGGAUAAGAGCCCUAAACUGGAAUCUUCCCACAACGAUGGUCUCGCAUCAAGCCAUAUUUUCUGGCCCGCGGACGAGCUUCCAGAGGUUGUGCCCCAGGCGAAUAUAUUCACAUAUGGUUACAACGCCAAUGUGAUUGAGGGAGUUUUCUGCUCAAAUAAUCGGAACAGUAUCUUGCACCACGGAAAUGACUUGAUGGUCAAAUUGGAGCGUUCACUUGAAAAUGAUAGCUCUAAUGAUCGGCUUCUCUCUGAGCUUCAGAUUGAUUCCCAAAUUCUGGAUUUGGUUCAAGAUGACUUCCUUCGAGUACUGCAAAAUUUUGACAUCUCUAUCCACUCAUUCCAAGAAAGCCGUGGUCUUUCGGGUAUCAAAGGGUUCAGCGGAAAGGUGGUAGAUGACAUUUCCUCCAAAUUAGGCUAUACCUUGGAAACAACGGAGACAAUCGACGCGAAUCAUAUGGAAAUGGUGUUGAUCGGCUCUGGAGACAUCUCUGCAGUGCUCAAAGGUUACGUCCGAGACAUUGAGAAAAGGAAAGAUCAUAUGCCUCCUGCCCUGAUUCCAGCCGUGCCGUAUGAUUAUGUGCACAAGUUCCGCGUAUUCAAUUAUCAGGAUGUCCUUUCCCGAGUACCAGAAAGGCAUCCAGAUACAUGCACUUGGCUUACUAAUAAUCCAAGUUUCGUCCAAUGGAAAGACAGUGUCCACCAUAAGUUUUUCUGGCUUCAUGGUUAUCCAGGGCAGGGAAAAUCAGUACUGGCAAGAUACACACUUGACAUGCUCCGUGAAGCUAGCUGCAGUCCUCUUGAUAAACAAGACAAAGCGAGGCCACUGGUAUGCUACUUCUUUUGCUCCGAUGACGAUCAGCGGACCAAAUGUACCACAAAUUUACUGGCUUCGUUGAUUCACCAGCUGCUUUACGAGGACCCUGGCUUAGGGCGCAAAUUGAAAGAAAAAUAUCCCAAAAUUGAACCAGGCUAUCUCGAGUCAAUGUGGCAACUCUGGGACAGCUUUUCGCUUGUGUUAAGUGCUGUGGGCACCCGUCCUCUGUACAUUGUGAUUGAUGCUCUGGAUCACCUGAAUAGGACAGAGUGGGGAUUAUUUCUCCGAGGCAUUCAACGGGAGAUUCAGUCAGAAAGGCAGAGCGUCAAGAUGUUUCUGACAAGUCGAACAGAGCCAGAAUUGGAGAGAACUCUCUUGUCAUGGAAUAUCUUACACGUCUCUCUCGAUGAUUCUCUGGAGAAGGAGGGGGACUGUGCUCUGUUUCUUCGAGAGGUUGUGCAUGAAUACGCCCUAGCACACUCUUUCGAAAGCCGCAUAACAGAAACCGUCUUAAAAGAGAUCAUGUUCCGUGCUAAAGGAUCUUUCCUGUGGGCCUCUCUUGCCUGGGCCAAUUUCCAAGACGGUAUCGGUUCUUGGACAAAGGAUCUCCUUUAUCAGAAGCUAGACAAGCUUCAGCAGUUACCACGUAAAAUGGAGAGCCUUUAUUACCGCUUGCUCUGCGCCGUUGACGAAAGGCAGCAUGAAGAGCUUCUUCAUGUUCUUCAGUGGAUUGUGGCGGCUCGACGUCCACUCAGGAUUGAUGAACUGUCAGUCGCAAUAGCACUUGCGGAAAGACCUUGUUCUUAUGAGGCCAUAGAUGUCAGAUUCUCACUUAGUGAAUUCCUCAGACGUGCAUGUCCGCACUUGAUUCGAGUUGACGAUCAUGAAUAUAUCACGCUCGUCCAUCAUUCGUUCAAAGCCUUCCUGUUGGACGUACGUCAUAUCAGUCUCGAUAAGGAAAAACGACAUAAUAAGUUCCAUAUCGACCUAGAUCAAGUGAACAUUCAGCUUGCUCGAGACUCAUACGAAUAUUUGUCCGGAAAGUACCCUUUUCUUGCCUAUGGCUCACGAUUCUGGGUGUCACAUAUUGGUGAAUCGGAUGAUUUGCAAUUCUACCAGUUCUUCAAACGAGUGCUCAUCAGACCGCAAAAUUAUCUUGCAUUGUGUUGCUUCACCAUAUACUUGUCUAGUUUCGAAGGACCUCCGCUCUUUUUGGCAAUGCGACACGGACUCUAUGGUCUAAUGAAAAACUUGGUUGAUGACGGACAUGAUAUCAAUGCACUCAAGGAUGGAAAGCCCCUUCUGCAUUACUAUAAGACUUUUGAGCAAACCAUGUUACUUCUUCACCUCGGAGCUGACCCUAAUUCGCGGGAUUCAUACAAACAAACAAUCCUUCUUCGUCGACUCAGAAAUUCAUGUCAGCUACUUGUUGAAGCAGAUUCAGACGCGGGAUCUCAGGCGGGCUCGGACUUGGAAGAUGCAGAAUCAUGCAACCACUUGGCCAGCCCAAGAAAUUCUUGUCAGCCACUUGUUGAAGCAGAUUCAGACGCGGGAUCACAGGCGAGUUCGGACUCGGAAGAUGCAGAAUCAUGCAACCACUUGGCCAGCCUUCAAGAAGCUCUGAGCUUUACCGGUCUCGACUUUAAUGCGAGUGAUCAAUGGGGCUUGACAUCAUUACAUGCGGUUGUUGCCCUAGAUUGCCUCCAUGCUGAGAAACUGUUGGAGAAGUUGAUGACUCGACAAGAUUUGAAAUUGAACCCCCAGGACGAGCUGGGGCGCACCCCAUUGACUCUGGCUAUCCACUGGGGAAAAGAGAACAUGACUCGCGUUCUACUUAAUAUUCCAGAAGUCAACAUUGAGAUUGCGCAGAUUCGAGGAGAAAACCCUCUAAUCAACGCUGCUCGUCAAGGUUGGACAGAGAUUGUUAUAUCUUUGCUGCACCGUUUGGACAGAAUUGGCAGAUUUUCGGACAGUAACGGGAGAAACAUUCUACAUUGGGCCAUCAUAGUCGGAAUGAUCGAUGCUUUCGAACUCGCUUUGAAGAAAAGCCCCGAUCUCUCGGCUGUACCAGAUAGGCAGGGCAUGACGCCUCUUCAUUAUGCCAGCCAAGAAAACGAAUACCGCGCAACCGAGAUGCUGUUAUCCUACGGUACCUCUCCGACAGAUAAAGCAUCAUGCGGCCGAACUCCUCUUCACCUGGCAGCAGCCAAUGGUCAUACACGGAUCGUGAAGGCAUUAGUUGCCCAUUUGCCAGUACCAUCCGCUGUCAAUGAAAGGGAUUCCAUGGGUUGGACCGCACUUCACCACGCCGUCGUCUCCGGCAAUGACGUGCUUGUGAGCUACAUCGUUUCACUCCCGAGUGUGGACGUGACCAAAGUUGACCGUCAUGGCCGGCCUGCCGUCGCUUUUGCUGCGUCCUUUGCGCCUCUCUCAAUAUUGAGCAUUCUUCUUGGAGCGAGGGCCAGAGACCUCAACUCCAGGCCCGGAGAGGCGGACAUAUCUUGCGUGGAUGCCUUUGGCAAUAGCCUCCUGCACCUGGCAGCGAGAGCUAGCAAUGAAUCAACGCUGGAUUUCCUUCUCAGAAGGAUUCCGCAUGUCGGCAACCAACCCAACAAGUGGGGGAGAGCCUCCAUUUCUCCAGACUAG